This is a messenger RNA of Ustilago hordei, 408 nucleotides long. RefSeq lists its product as uncharacterized. The record is from RefSeq and is a predicted model, not a curated record. The transcript has a single exon. The coding region runs from base 1 to 408 and encodes 135 amino acids. NCBI's taxonomy places the organism in Eukaryota, Fungi, Basidiomycota, Ustilaginomycetes, Ustilaginales, Ustilaginaceae.
AUGUGUUUGUGGCGGCGUCGAAGGCGGAAGAUUGAUGUGCCAUACGUCUCGGAACCAAAGAUCCGGUUCGAGGAGGCUCAUCGGAUGUGUAUGGUCAGAAGGCAAGAUGAUGAUGGUGAGGACGGGGGGAUAGAAGUUGGAGCAGGAAGCGGAAUAUGCAAGCUAGGUGGGGGAGCGGGGAAUGGAUGGGAGAGUAUGCAGCCUUGUGUAACCUCUACACUACUUCUCUCGGAUCGAAGGGCGGGUUCAAGGCAGGCUCAUCUUCGACUUGAGGACCGAGCUCGCUUUCAUUCAGGCACACCUUCUCAUGCCCGUGCUUCAACGCAGCAAGCUGAACUACUCUGGGCUUAUUUCACUCUUCAUUGUCACUAUGUUGAGCAGCUAUUCACGAACACAAGAAGACUGUAG